UGAAACGGGCGUGUUCUUUUUCAGGUAGGAGAUGUGGCAGUGUCCAUAUUGCACAGUAUGGUAGCCGCUCAUUCAGGUAUAUAUGAUGCUGGAGAGAUUGUUACACCAACCCCCAGAGUAAAGAGGAUCUUGUUGAGCUCAUGCUGUCUUCCACAUAUUGCACAAGCAAUGCUUUCUGGUGAACCGACUAUUGUUGAUGCUGCUGCUGCUCUGCUGAAAGCUAUAGUUACUAGGAACCCAAAAGCAAUGAUCCAAUUAUACAGUACAGGCGCAUUUUAUUCUGCUCUGGCUUACCCUGGAUCUAAUCUUCUUUCAAUUGCCCAACUCUUCUCAGUGACUCAUGUUUAUCAAGCUGGAUCUAAUCUUCUUUCAAUUGCCCAACUCUUCUCAGUGACUCAUGUUUAUCAAGCUUUUCAUGGUGGUAAGGAAGCUGCAGUUUCCUCUUCUCUACCUUUGGCGAAAGGAAGUGUUUUGGGCGGCCUCCUACCUGAGUCAUUGCUUUAUGUAUUGGAACGUAGCGGCCCAGUUGCUUUUGCCGCAGCAAUGGUUUCUGAUUCUGACACUCCUGAGAUUAUUUGGACACACAAGAUGCGAGCAGAAAAUCUGAUCCGUCAGGUUCUUCAGCAUCUUGGUGAUUUCCCUCAGAAAUUGUCACAGCAUUGUCAUUCCUUAUAUGACUAUGCUCCAAUGCCACCAGUGACAUAUCCAGAGCUGAAAGAUGAAAUGUGUAAUGUGGAGAGAAGAGUUAACUCGAAGGCCAAUGGACCUUUCUGAAGAAGAAGCUUGCAAGAUACUAGAGAUUUCCAUUGAUGAAGUAUCCAGAGACGACUCCCCUAAGAAACCAAGUUUUGAGUCAGUUGAGGAGAUACCUAAUAUAUCAAAGCAGAUUGAGUUUAUUGAUGAGGAAAAGCUCAAGAGACAGUAUAGGAAACUUGCAAUGAAGUAUCAACCAAACAAAAAUCCUGAAGCGAGGGAG
This is a messenger RNA of Sesamum indicum (sesame), 976 nucleotides long. The record is from RefSeq and is a predicted model, not a curated record. NCBI's taxonomy places the organism in Eukaryota, Viridiplantae, Streptophyta, Magnoliopsida, Lamiales, Pedaliaceae.